Messenger RNA from Fusarium oxysporum Fo47, 1548 nucleotides. RefSeq lists its product as uncharacterized. The coding region runs from base 1 to 1548 and encodes 515 amino acids. NCBI's taxonomy places the organism in Eukaryota, Fungi, Ascomycota, Sordariomycetes, Hypocreales, Nectriaceae. The record is from RefSeq and is a predicted model, not a curated record. The transcript has 5 exons.
AUGGCAGAUUAUGCUCAGAUACGAAAUGGCGGUCCCGACUCCGGUCCUCAUCAAGUGACUGCCCCAUACAUCAACAAGAAGAAUUCUUCAGCCACUAGAUCAAUCUGUAUCUUCUAUUCUGUCGCUAUGUGCUUCAUAGGCAUCCAUGCUGGCUUUUUCGCAGUUCUAAACAACAAACCCGUUGAUGAAACAAUUGGUCAGGGUCUCUCAACUGCCUUGGCCAACAUACUAGCAAUCUUCGUGGAAGUCUCUCUCCUUGGUGGCCUUGGGUUGGCGUAUAACCGGAUCCUGGGCAACUUUCUUGGACAGAAACCGGUGGAUGGUCAGGAGACUAAGCUAGAUACCCUUGCUUCCAGCCCAUGGAACCUGUUUCGUCGCAGCAUUUUCCUGCGAUUGUUUCGUAUCAAGAGGCUCUGGCUGGUCGGAUUUCUCUGCGCUGGGAUCCCAUUUGCCGCUGUGUUUCCUCCCGGUGCUCUCAUCGUCAAAUUUGAAAAUUCUGUGAAUACGACCAUGAGCGGCGUUGCAACAAUGAAUAUCAGCGAUUACGGAAACGGGACCCUCCAGGACUUUGUGAAAAAGUCGCUUUUUGAGAUGAAUGGGGACCUCAGUUACAUGAACCAGCUUCGACCGAGUCUUAAUGCUUUGGCAGCCCAGGUUCUGUCAUCUGGAGGUCCUGUCAAACUUGACUCACCCUGCGGUGCCUCAUGUGUCUACGACAUAUCUAUCGAAGGCCCUCGGUUUAACUGCAAAGAGCGUGGUCGCCGCAAUGCUUUCAUGGAUGACUGCUCUAUCAUCUACAGAGCCGAUGAUGAGAUAGGCCGCAGCUCCGACGAACUCUACAGUCGCACGAACAAUUCCUUCAAGAUGAGCUGGUACACAAGCCUUAGGCCAGGAAUUUGCAAACCGGAGGGCCUCAAAACCCUCGACUGUUCUAUGACGUUAGCGACGUACAAUCUUCACAUCAAGAACUCACUGGACUCUUCUCAAUCUAUCAAUGUGGACAUUGAAAAUGAAAGGGAAAUAUGGUCUGAUAAAGCUUGGAUCCAAACACAAUUCUAUUAUUAUUUCUUCUAUGGCGGCUCAAUAAAUGAGCCGCGUAUUGCCAAUGACACGAUAAAAACUAACUUUACGAAUGCGCAGGCAUUUGCCAUUAGUCGCGCUGCUGUGCAUGCCUUGCAAGGCGAGGUUAAAAUGAGUGCAGACGGCCCGGGGGUGAUCUUCUUCCAAGGCAAUGCAUCACAGGUACUGGGCAGUCCUUACAUUGGACUGGCUGAUAGAUACAACGCUCGCUUCAAUAUAUCGACAGCAAAUAUCGAGAAAUACCUACAAGAUGUGGUGGUUUCGACAAUUUCGCUCAAGAUGUCAACUCACAACGGAGAUAUCGGUGCCCUCGUCGGUGCAGAGGUUUACCAGUUCAGCGAGAAGGCUCAGUUCUUUGCUGGUUAUGGGGCUUGCCUUUUAGUUGCAGGGGGUAUUUUUGUCUUCAGCUACUUUCUCUUGUUGGAGGCUAUCUCGGUUCAAUGGAAAUUUUAUUAUGCUGCAGAGUAA